Oryza brachyantha (malo sina) is the source of this 3243-nucleotide messenger RNA. RefSeq names its product leucine-rich repeat receptor protein kinase HPCA1. The coding region runs from base 104 to 3058 and encodes 984 amino acids. Gene Ontology annotation, molecular function: ATP binding; protein kinase activity; protein binding. The transcript has 17 exons. The record is from RefSeq and is a predicted model, not a curated record. Gene Ontology annotation, biological process: protein phosphorylation. Lineage: Eukaryota; Viridiplantae; Streptophyta; Magnoliopsida; Poales; Poaceae.
CUCUUUUUUUUUUUUUCUGAGCGACCGGGGCGACCUAAAACCGCACCUCCGGUAGCAGCUAGCGAGCUCGCACCGUUGCACGCAGUUCGUGUCGUCUGCAUGCAUGGAGGCAGCGACGGCGGCGGCGGCGGCGGCGGCGCCUGGAGGCUGUGCGAGGAUGCGACGGGUGGCUCUCGGCUUCGUGCUGCUGCUCUCGGUGUGUGUCCGUGCGAGCCAUGGCGUGACGGAUAGCCAGGACACAUCUGUUCUCCGCGCGCUGAUGGAUCAGUGGCAGAACGCGCCGCCAACCUGGGGGCAGUCUGACGAUCCAUGCGGCGAUGCGCCGUGGGAUGGGGUGGUAUGCAGCAACAGCAGAGUGAUCUCCAUUAAGAUCUCUACCAUGGGCAUCAAGGGAGUUCUAGCUGCUGACAUAGGGCAACUGACUGAGCUGCAAUCCCUGGACUUGUCAUUUAAUAAGGACCUUGGCGGUGUGCUCACUCCGAACAUCGGAAACUUGAAGCAGCUUACCACCUUGAUUCUGGCCGGUUGCAGUUUUCAUGGCACCAUCCCUGAUGAGCUAGGGACUCUGCCAAAACUGUCAUACAUGGCAUUGAACUCAAAUCAGUUCUCUGGAAAAAUACCAGCUUCUCUGGGCAAUCUUUCCAACCUCUAUUGGUUUGAUAUCGCCGAUAAUCAAUUGACAGGUCCCUUACCGAUCUCGACAAACGGUGGAAUGGGUCUAGACAAGCUUCUCAAAACCAAACACUUCCACUUCAACAAGAACCAAUUAUCUGGUUCAAUCCCAGAUGCCCUCUUCAGUCCUGAGAUGACGCUGAUCCAUUUGCUUUUUGAUGGGAACAAAUUCACUGGUAAUAUCCCAGACUCUCUUGGGCUUGUCAGUACACUUGAAGUUGUCCGGCUUGAUAGAAAUUCCCUCUCAGGGCCAGUUCCAGAGAAUCUGAAUAACCUCACCAAAGUAAACGAGCUCAACUUAGCCAAUAACCAGCUUACCGGCCCAUUGCCUGAUCUAUCGCAGAUGACCCAACUCAAUUAUGUGGAUCUGAGCAACAACACGUUCGACCCUUCUCCCAGUCCACAAUGGUUUUGGAGGCUGCCACAGCUCUCAGCUCUGAUCAUACAAUCCGGGAGGCUUUACGGCUCCGUGCCAAUAAGGCUAUUCAGCAGCCCACAGCUGCAGCAAGUGAUCCUGGACGGCAACGCGUUCAACGGCACCCUGGACAUGGGCAAGAGCAUCAGCAGCGAGCUGAGCAUCGUCAGCUUCAAGGACAACGAGCUCUCCUCCUUCACGGUCACCGCCAGCUACAACGGCACCCUCUCGCUGGCCGGCAACCCGGUGUGCAACCAGCUGCCGAACACGCAGUACUGCAACGCGACGCAGCGCGCGGCGGCGGCGGCGGCGUACUCGACGAGCCUGGUGAAGUGCUUCUCCGGGGCGUGCAACGCGGCGGCGGGGCAGAGCCUGAGCCCGCAGAGCUGCGCGUGCGCGUACCCGUACCAGGGCGUCAUGUACUUCCGGGCGCCCUUCUUCGGCGACGUGACCAACGGCACGGCGUUCCAGGAGCUGGAGAGCCGGCUGUGGACCAAGCUGGGCCUCACCCCGGGCUCCGUCUUCCUGCAGGACCCCUUCUUCAACGCGGACUCCUACAUGCAGGUCCAGGUCAAGCUCUUCCCCUCCGCCGGCGCCUACUUCAACCGCUCCGAGGUCAUGCGCAUCGGCUUCGACCUCAGCAACCAGACCUUCAAGCCGCCCAGGGAGUUCGGCCCCUACUACUUCAUCGCCUCGCCCUACCCGUUCCCAGAGGACCGGUCGUCGUCGAAGAGCAGGAGCGCCAUCAUCGGGAUCGCGGUCGGCUGUGGCGUCCUGGUCGUCGCGCUCGUCGGUGCCGCCGUGUACGCGCUCGUGCAGCGGCGGCGCGCGCAGAAGGCGAGGGAGGAGCUCGGCGGGCCGUUUGCGUCGUGGGCGAGGAGCGAGGAGAGGGGCGGCGCGCCGCGGCUGAAGGGGGCGAGGUGGUUCUCGUACGAGGAGCUGAAGCGGAGCACCAACAACUUCGCGGAGGCGAACGAGCUCGGGUACGGAGGGUACGGCAAGGUGUACAGGGGGAUGCUGCCGACGGGGCAGUUCAUCGCCAUCAAGAGGGCGCAGCAGGGCUCGACGCAGGGCGGGCACGAGUUCAAGACGGAGAUCGAGCUGCUCUCCCGCGUCCACCACAAGAACCUCGUCGGCCUCGUCGGCUUCUGCUUCGAGCAGGGCGAGCAGAUGCUCGUCUACGAGUUCAUGUCCGCCGGCACGCUCCGCGAUGGCCUCUCCGGGAAGAGCGGCCUGCACCUCGACUGGAAGAAGCGGCUGCGCGUGGCGCUCGGCGCGGCGCGCGGGCUGGCCUACCUCCACGAGCUCGCCGACCCGCCCAUCAUCCACAGGGACGUCAAGUCCAGCAACAUCCUCAUGGACGAGCACCUCACCGCCAAGGUCGCCGACUUCGGCCUCUCCAAGCUCGUGUCCGACACCGAGAGGGGCCACGUCAGCACCCAAGUGAAAGGAACACUGGGUUACCUGGAUCCUGAGUACUACAUGUCCCAACAGCUGACCGAGAAGAGCGACGUAUACAGCUUCGGUGUGGUCAUGCUCGAGCUGAUCAUCGCCAAGCAGCCGAUCGAGAAGGGGAAGUACAUCGUCCGGGAGGUGAAGCGGGCGUUCGACGCCGGCGACACCGAGUUCUGCGGCAUCAGGGACAUGAUAGACGCCAGGAUCAUGAACACCAACCACCUGGCCGCGUUCAGCAAGUUCGUCCAGCUGGCGCUCCGGUGCGUCGAGGAGGUCGCCGGGGCGCGGCCGUCGAUGAGCGAGGUCGUCAAGGAGAUCGAGAUGAUGCUGCAGAGCGAGGGGCUGAGCAGCUCCUCCACGUCGGCCUCGACGUCCGCGACGGAGUUCGACGUCACCAAGGGCGCUCCUCGCCAUCCUUACAAUGAUCCUCUCCCGAAGAAGGACAAGGACAUGAGCACCGACUCGUUUGACUACAGCGGAGGAUAUUCCUUCCAAUCCAAGAUCGAACCCAAGUAGUAGAAGAUAGCCGGAUUGGGAUUCUGUUUUUGGUCGACCUUUUCUUCCUCCUCACCAAGUGGAUUAUCGAAUAUGUAGAGAUCCGACGAAAUUUUCAUUUUAUGUGGUUCGUACAUUGACACUCUCUUAAGAGUGAUUUUGGAUGGUGAUUUUCUAAUAUAUAUUGUUAGAAGCAUCAUGAAAGA